Molecule: messenger RNA, 1756 nt
Organism: Aspergillus wentii DTO 134E9
Lineage: Eukaryota; Fungi; Ascomycota; Eurotiomycetes; Eurotiales; Aspergillaceae
Exons: 5
Coding region: 1-1557 (518 amino acids)
Molecular function (GO): heme binding; monooxygenase activity; iron ion binding
Source: RefSeq, a predicted model, not a curated record
AUGCUCGCCCUCAUCCUCUCCUCUCUCCUAACUCUCUACAUAAUAAACACAAUCAAAAACCUCCUCCACCACCGUAACCGCGCCAUCCAAACCGGCCUCCCUUACAUUCUCCUCCCCGUCUCCGAACACAACAUCGCAUAUCUCCUGCUCUUCGAAACCCGCUUCCUCAUACAGCUCAUCCGACUGCUUCCACCAUGGCUGGCGGAUUACUUUUACAUCAGCUCGUUCAAGUCGCGAUGGUGCGCAAAGGAGCGGUUUCAUGAGAAAUACGGACCGGUUUAUCUCAUCGCGUCGCCAGGGAGUUUGACCUGUGCUGUUGCGGAUGCGGGGGCGAUCAGUCAGAUUUUCAUGGAUAGGAGGGGGUUUCCGAAGCCGGUGGAACAAUAUGAACCGGUUGCCAUUUUCGGUCCGAAUGUCGUUACUUGUUCCGACCAAGACUGGUCGCACCACCACCGCUAUACAUCAACCACAUUCAACGAAAAGAACAACGCCCUGGUCUGGUCAGAAACCAUCCGCCAAGUCAAACAAAUGACAGAAUACUGGGUGGAUGAAUACUCCACCAGUCCGACUGAGUUUCUGCUCUCCUCGCCCAGAGACGACAUCCUCAAAUUCACCCUCAAUAUCAUCUGCAGCGCUGGGUUUGGCGUGAAACUGCCCUUCCGGCCAGCGCCCGAAGCAACGACAGAAGAUGCAUUGGGCUUGUUCAAAGAUGCGAUCUCCCCUCCACCGGGGUUCCAUUUCACCUUUCGCGGUGUGAUGGGGUAUCUGCAUCAUAAUAUCAUGUCGGUGUUUGUGGCGAAUGGUCUGCCCAAGUGGAUUCCGCGGGGAUGUUUCCCAUUCUUCAAGAGGACGUUUGAGGCGGACGAUGAUUUGAGAAAUCGCAGACGGAAUCGGAGAGUUCGCGUGAUAAAGGACUCUCGAACGAUGAGGUUCUGGGGAAUAUAUGCUAUCCAUGAUCACUCUGACGAUCCAUUCGAAUGGGAAUACACUCACGUCUAUCCCAAACUCAUCACUCCGCUAUGCGUCAUGCUCGAAACCCUCCGACUGUAUCCCUCGGUGGUCAGUCCUCCAAAAUGCACCUCGUCCUCACCAGCAAGCAUCACCAUAAACAACCAAACCCACCACAUUCCCCCUCACACAUCCGUCAACCUCAACUGCGGCGGUCUGCACUACUCGAAAGAAUACUGGGGCGAAGACGUGCACACCUUCAACCCAUCCCGCUGGGAUAAGCGGAAUCGAUCUAGCUUUCUCGCCCGAAACGAGGGUAUCACGGGUCUUGUCGGACCAGGUUUAGAGUCGAAUAGUAUCCACAGACCCGUCCGCGGUGCGUAUUUGCCAUUCAGCGAUGGAUUCAGGGGGUGCAUGGGGAAGAAAUUCGCGCAGGUAGAGUUUGUGGUUGCGGUGGCUGUCUUACUACGCGAGUAUAAGAUUGACCUUGCUGGUGGAGACAUCGUAGAAGCGAAGAAACAGGCGCAGAGGGUGCUGGAUGGGAGUGCGACAGUGCUCACGUUGAGUAUGCGUGAAGAGGUGCCGUUGGUGUUUCGGCGAAGAUCAUAGUAUACAUCCUCUAUAAGCGAGGUUAUAUUUAGGAUAGAUUCUGCAGACGUAUGCUGUCAGAUUAUAGAUAACCCAAAAUAGAUGCAGUCUUCAGCUGAAAUGUGACGAUAUUGUGAUAUUGUCUCAGUUGGAUGAUCAUUCCCUAUUCUGGUUAGAAUGAAGCUAUCCAUGAUGUCUCGAUUAGGUGAUGGACUGCGAG